Messenger RNA from Xiphophorus couchianus (Monterrey platyfish), 1358 nucleotides. RefSeq lists its product as uncharacterized. Lineage: Eukaryota; Metazoa; Chordata; Actinopteri; Cyprinodontiformes; Poeciliidae. The record is from RefSeq and is a predicted model, not a curated record. The transcript has 2 exons. The coding region runs from base 19 to 567 and encodes 182 amino acids.
GGGAGGAGGAAGAGGAAGAUGGAUGUGUCUGCGCUGAGACAGCAGUACAGGAUGUGCAGAGAUAAGCAGAGGACAGAGUUUCACCUGCUGAGGACAGGUGAGGGGACAGUGUCUCCAGGCUCCUCUGACCUCCUGGGUGUCGUCAGCAUCGUACCCGUUGCUCAGGGUUGGACGUCGUCAUGGCAACCAGCCCGCCCCUUCCCUCCCGACCCGAAGACGUCGGACCCGUGGCGCGUCCACCUGGACCUGCACCGGCGCUGCCCUGCAGUCGCCAUGGAGACGGAGCGGAGCCGCUCCAGGUCCAGAACCGCCUCCAGCUGGUUCUGGUUCCGACCCGAUCCACCUCUGAUCUGGACCUCUGCUCUUCAUCCCCAGAUCAUCCUCACAGGCCCCGCCCACAGACACACACACGGCUGGUUCUGGUUCCGCCCCUUCCAGAGGACGCUUCACCAGACGCUGCGCCAGCCUGGACCAGAACCAGAACCAGGACCAGAACCAGGACCAGAACCAGAACCCAAGAGGUGGAUCCGGGGCCUUUCUGAACUGCUACCCAUUCCCCAGCAGUAGAACCCUGAGGAUCUCUGAGGCUGCCAGGAGGCUGGGCCUGUACCCGUCCUCCUGAGGUUCUGACGGGUCCAGAACCCGACUGGAACCCACCAGAGCUAACAGAACCUGCUAGUUCCUGUUUCCUGUCCAUUCUCCUCUGGACCUGAACAGAACCGAGCCCAGAUAAAAGCUGCUGAUUGGUCUCAUGUUUCUGUUUCAAACAUGAUGUAAAGAAAUGUCUCCAGAACCAGAACUGGACCGGUUCUGGAGACAUAAUGAAAUAUUUCCAGGACCAGACCGGUUCUGAUGAUGUAAUGUUUCCAGAACCCUUUAGUCAAAAUCAUUCGUAGCUUAUUCAUAAAUGCAGAUAUUUACUUUUUUAAACUUUGGAUUCAUUCAUUUUAUUUUUCAGGGUUUUUAUCGCUGCUGAAUUUUAAGCUUUUAAAACAUUUUUCACUUUUUUCUGUUAUUUUUAUGUUUACUGCUUUUAAAAAUCAUAUUUCAGUAUUUCCUCAUCCCUCUGAGGUUCUGCGUGUUCCUAUUAGUUUUUACAAUCAUAUUUCAGGAUUUUGUUUCAUUUUGGUUUCCAUUUAUUUUAUUUUUGUGUAAUUCUUAUUCUGGGUCUUUUUUCCAUUUAUUUAUUGAUUUAAGUUGCUUUUUGAUAUGCUGACAUUUAUAGAUUUUGGUUUUGUCCCACUAAAUUUAUUCUCACUGUUUUAUUUUGAUUGAUUGAUUUUUUUUAAUAAUAGCUUUGCUGCGUUUUCAAUCCGCUUUUUUAAACUCAUCGCGCUUUUUGACCCUCGUAGGCCACU